GGCGCCCCGGUGUCCGCCGGUCCCCCGACGCCUCUUGUGACAUGACAGCUCGGGGAAGAAAGAAGAGGAUUAAAGGUUACAGGCAGGGGUUCAAGCAGGAGAGCAGACGGGUUGGAUCCUCGAGGAGAGGGCACACGGAAAGUGUGCGCUGUUUGAGUGGAGAGGUUACAAUCAUACCCACAUCAACAAUUCAUGUGAUACUUUUUUAAAUCCGCGAAGGGUAUUUCUCUUGUGGUUGGCAGCCUGCAGAGGGGUCAGAACCAAGGAGCAGCGCCUCUGGAGCCUGGUUGAGGUGCCCGUACAUCAGCAGGGCGGGUGCCUGCUGACACAGAGGGGCUGAGCCUGGACCCCGGUCUCACUGGACCCGACUGUCCCUCACCGAAGCCUUAUUGUUUGAUUCUGAAUUGGGCCUACAGCGUGGUAGCACCCACCUUUGCCUUACAGUUUCAUCUGAUGCACGGCCUCAUAGUGUUGAUACUGGUCGAGUCCCGGUCAGCUGUGCUCCUCCACAGGCCUGUCAGGCUCUCUUGGCUGCUCCUGACCAUCACCUUUACCUGCACAGCCAUGGGCUGCAUCCAGAGCAUAGCCUGUAACAAGUCGCGCAUCAAACGAGAAAACAUUGUGGUGUGCGACCUGUCCGCCACCAUAGACCACUGCCCGACUGUCAUUGAGGAGAACUCGCCCAUAGUGCUUCGGUACAAGACGCCCUAUUUCAAAGCCUCGGCGCGGAUUGUGAUGCCCCCUAUUCCGCGCAAUGAGACAUGGGUGGUGGGCUGGAUCCAGGCGUGCACUCAGAUGGAAUUUUACAACACCUAUGGAGACGUCGGCAUGUCGAGCUGGGAGCUGCCUCAGCUACGAGAAGGUCUUGUGAGGGCCAUCAGCGACUCGGAUGGCGUGAGCUACCCCUGGUAUGGAAACACCACAGAGACUGUCACCAUAGUGGGCCCCACCUCCAAGCCAUCCCGCUUCAUCGUUAGCAUGAAUGACAAUUUUUACCCCAGUGUCACCUGGGCUGUGCCGGUCAGUGAAUCCAACACACCCUUACUGACUAACAUCAAAAGAGACCAGAGCUUCACCACCUGGCUGGUGGCCCUCAACACUACAUCCAAGGAAAAGAUCCUGCUCCAUACCAUCAAGUGGAGGAUGAGGGUGGACAUCGCGGUGGAUCCAUCCCUGCCUCUGGGCUCCAGAGCCAGGCUGGUGGGCCGGAUACACCAGGACCAGCCAAGAGUGCUCACCCGCAUGGAGCCCAUCCCUCCUAAUGCAAUGGGGAGGCCCAACGCCAAUGACGCGCAGGUUCUGAUGUGGAGGCCGAGGAGGGGGCCUCCACUUGUUGUGAUACCACCCAAGUAAAACGCUGAGAGAUCUGAUUGGCCGUUUGCUACAUCACAUCACAGUAGGCCACUCCUGCAGUGAAACGGAUGAAAGUGAUAAAAUUAAUCAGAUGGAAAGACAAACUGAAUAUCCACAAGCAGACUGAGAUUUUAAUGGUCAAUGGCACAAAUCAGAGUUGCAUUUUUUUUUUUUUUGCGCGUAAAAUCGUGAGGGGACAACUGC
This is a messenger RNA of Scatophagus argus, 1557 nucleotides long. RefSeq names its product family with sequence similarity 78 member Bb (gene fam78bb). The record is from RefSeq and is a predicted model, not a curated record. The coding region runs from base 454 to 1353 and encodes 299 amino acids. Lineage: Eukaryota; Metazoa; Chordata; Actinopteri; Scatophagidae. The transcript is spliced from 2 exons.